Messenger RNA from Cyclopterus lumpus (lumpfish), 1554 nucleotides. It is a transcript of the gene pstpip1b, whose product is annotated as proline-serine-threonine phosphatase interacting protein 1b. Gene Ontology annotation, biological process: actin filament polymerization. Bases 169 to 1428 code for a protein of 419 amino acids. Lineage: Eukaryota; Metazoa; Chordata; Actinopteri; Perciformes; Cyclopteridae. Gene Ontology annotation, cellular component: plasma membrane; cytoplasm; actin filament. The record is from RefSeq and is a predicted model, not a curated record. Gene Ontology annotation, molecular function: actin filament binding. The transcript has 15 exons.
GAGCUGACUGUGGUCAGUGACAUCAGAAACUCUUCCUCAUUCUUCAGGACUCACCGGCGUUCCGUCGACUCACCGUUGAACCACAGUCUACUCGGCUGAUGGGCGAUUAACUUUAGAGAGAAAACAGUGAAAGAAGUUCGCACUAAGGGUGGCAACUGUGUUCAGUUCAUGGAAGUAACAACUGAGAUGACACCUUUGAGGUUUAAAGAUGCUUUCUGGGGGUCCAAUUUCACCUGUCAUGCAGGCUAUGACGCUGUGAUCCAAAGGUUGCAAGAUGGAAGGCAAAUGUGCAAAGAUGUGGAGGAGCUUUUAAAGAUGAGGGCACUAGCAGAGGAGAAGUAUGGAAAGGAACUGGUGACUAUUGCUCGCAAAGCAGGAGGACACACAGAGAUCAGCACCAUGAGAGCAUCCUUUGAACUAUUAAAAACACAAAUCGAGAACAUUGGUAACUUCCACAUCCAACUGUCCGAUAUAUUGAAAGAGGAGGUGAAAAAGAUCGAGACAUUCAGAGAACGGCAGAAAGAGCAGAGGAAGAAGUUCCAAAGCAUCAUGGAGAAGGUUCAGAAGAAAAAGGUUUAUUUGUACAAGAGGACCGUGGAAUCGAAGAAGUAUUAUGAGCUGAGAUGCAGAGAGAAAGACGAGGCAGAACAGGGGGUCGAGAAGACAACCGUUCCAUCCAAGAACUCAGAAAAAAUGCGUCACAAGGCAAAGCAAAGCAGACAGGCAGCCAAUGAAGCCGAGAAGCUGUACUUUACCAACAUUGUUCAGCUAGAGAGUGUUCGCCAGGACUGGGAAGAGACACACAAAAGCACCUGUGAGGUGUUCCAGCAACUGGAGGGAGAUCGCAUCAGCAUGCUCAGGUGUUGUCUCUGGGACCACUGCAACCAUUUCUCCACACAGUGUGUCAAAGAUGAUGAGUUCAUCGAGGAGGUGAGGAAGCUACUGGAACAGUGUGACACCACCACAGACAACAACUAUUUCAUAGGCAUGAAAAGUACAGGAAUGAGGCCUCCAGAGCCCAUAUUGUUCGAGAACUUCUACCAGACGGAGACAUCCCGGAACAGCAAUGGCCAAGCUCAUUUCGCAGUAGGAGAAGAAGACGUGACGAUGAGGUGCUCUGAUACCCUAUUCGCAAGUUCUGUGAACAUCAAUGUCGACAGUCUUCAAAACUCACAAUCAGCAAUGACACCUUUUGGCGAGUUUGCGCCCCUCACGGGCCUCCAGCAGACAGCAGCAUCGGCAACAGUUGCAGCUGAUGAAGACAGCUACAUUGUUCUUUAUGAAUACACUGCCCAGGAGGAGGAUGAGCUGUCUGUCAGUAGAGGAGACAUCGUCCGGGUGUUGGAACAAGGAGAAGAUUGCUGGUGGAUAGCGGAGAGCAACGGGCUGACUGGACUGGUGCCAGGAAACUAUCUGGCCAAAAUCUGAACGAUAAGCCACCUGGAGUUGUUCCUCGGCUUCCAGUGACUUUGCUUUGUCAGUGUGCCAUAUGAUAAAAGAAUGUAUCGCCAAUUCAUUAUUAAACUCGAUGUGAUGAAUCACAAGUAAACAUUA